AUAUUGAAACGCUUGGUAUUUUCAAACUAAACGGGAACAACGGGGGAGGGAAGGUGAGGUUGGAGAGGGCAGGCUUCAACUAUAACAACGUUCCUCCACUGCUCCUUACUUCAGAUUUGCUGGCUAUAACCCUCUCAAAAUGAGGAAAACGGUGCAAAAAUAAAGACGGUUAAGUAAAGCAGCAGAGACUAAAUCAAAAAUCCGGCGACUGCUGCAAAUAGAAAGUAGCUCAAGUCUGAAGAGGAAAACCAAGGAGAACCGAAGCAUAAGGAUUUGAAUACAUAUAAGCCUAGUGGCAUGGCUUGCAGGCUGCAAACCCUUCUCGCCAAACUCAUUCCAGGAGUCUGGCUGUCUCUGAUGCUCCUUGACCCAAGCACUCAAACUGGAGUUGUGCCCGGGCAUAGAGAACCCCUUCCCGAUGACAGCAAGGACAACAUCACAAUUUUUACCAGGAUCUUAGACAGGCUGCUGGAUGGCUAUGACAACCGACUUCGACCUGGUCUUGGAGAAACAGUCACAGAGGUGGGCACCAACAUUUAUGUUACCAGUUUUGGACCAGUGUCAGACACAGACAUGGAGUAUACCAUUGAUGUUUUCUUCCGCCAGACCUGGAGGGAUGAUAGACUAAAAUUUGAUGGACCCAUGCAGAUUCUGCCUCUGAACAACCUGUUAGCCAGUAAAAUAUGGACACCAGACACAUUCUUCCACAAUGGAAAGAAGUCAGUGGCCCACAAUAUGACAACUCCUAAUAAAUUGUUACGGUUGGUGGACAAUGGCACCUUGCUCUACACCAUGAGAUUAACCAUUCAUGCAGAGUGUCCCAUGCACCUGGAAGACUUCCCCAUGGAUGCUCAUGCCUGUCCCCUAAAAUUUGGGAGCUAUGCCUACACCAACGAUGAGGUGAUUUAUAUCUGGAACCAUGACAUGUCCAUAUCCGUGGCAGAAGAUGGCUCAAGGCUCAAUCAGUAUGACCUGCUGGGACACGUCAUUGGGAAUGAGAUCAUCAGCUCCAGCACAGGAGAGUAUGUUGUCAUGACAGCACAUUUCCAUUUGAAAAGGAAAAUAGGUUAUUUUGUGAUCCAGACAUACCUCCCAUGCAUUAUGACGGUCAUUCUCUCUCAAGUCUCUUUCUGGCUCAACCGGGAGUCUGUUCCAGCACGAACUGUUUUUGGUGUGACCACGGUGUUGACCAUGACCACGCUGAGCAUCAGUGCCAGAAACUCACUGCCCAAAGUAGCGUAUGCCACAGCCAUGGACUGGUUCAUGGCAGUCUGUUAUGCUUUUGUCUUCUCUGCACUCAUCGAGUUUGCCACUGUGAAUUACUUCACCAAGCGCAGCUGGGCCUGGGAUGGCAAGAAAGAGGCUUUAGAGAUGCGAAGAAGAGAGUCAGCCUCCCUCUCUAAGAAGAACAACACAUUCAACAUUGUGGGGACCACCUACACAAUGAACGUGGCCAAGGACCCUGGUCUGACCACCAUAGCCCAGAGUGUAGUGCAGACACCCCCUGGACCUACAGUGGCCCCACUGCGGCUACCCAGGAUGGAUGGUGAAUAUGUCCCAGAGGGGGGCAUCAAAUCCUACAACCAAGUCAGCAAAGUUGACAAAAUUUCCAGAAUAAUCUUCCCAAUACUUUUUUUUGUUUUCAACCUGGCGUACUGGGCCACUUAUGUCAACAGGAAGCCCAUAAUGAUGAAGAGCAACCCCCAGAAGUGAACUCGUGUGGCAGCACAAUAACCACAGAAGAGAUCACUCACACUGCCAGGCAAAUCUCUUGUAGCCAAACCCAUUUACAUACAAUUCUGCUUCACACAAACAUUGUAUAUAUACAAAGAUUGUAUAUAUACCAUAUACAUACACAUAGAGAUGUGCGUUUGUAUGCAUAUGCACAAUAUGUGUCUGUGUGCAUUUAGCGCAUACAUGUGUGUAGGGUAAUGCUCCAGAUAUUCCUUUAUAAUUUAUGGAUUCUGCACCAUGCAGGCAGUAGCUUAAGAGCAUUUGUACUUUCUUAUCUUCACUAAUUAUCUGUGUAAGUCCAUUUAGUUACUCCGUUUAGUACUGUUCAGUGCAUUUCUGAAUGUGUGUCCUCAUUGGUACCUCAUUUCUUUCCAUUAUUGUUGAUGCAUUUUCUUACACUCACAUACAGUACUGUCUGCUGCAUGGGUUUCUAAGUCGUAGCCCCUCAGAAUCAUCCAUUUCCAUUCAUGCACUCUGCAUUUAAUUGACCUAACAGAACAUCACAUUGGUAUGCUGUGGCUCUAUUCACAUCAUUUCAUUUUCCAGUAACCUUUUCAAAAACGUAUAACCCCACUUAUAAAGAGAAGGGUGGUUUCAGGGGACAAAACGUGGUGCCUUUUUGAAUGUGUGCUCCAAAAAUCAGUCUUUUGAAUCUCUCCAGCUCACAUGUGUAUUGCCCUGGGUCUAGCACCCUACCUUGCCUUAGCAGUGUGGUGUUUGAGAAAUAUAUGCCCACCUCCCCCCCUCCCAAAAAAAAAAAAAAACUACCAUUACCUAUAAUAUUCAACACAAAUGCUGAAGCCCUGCUAGUGGUCCACAUUACACAGCUGAAUUGGCGACCAAUGCUUAUGAAUUUAUCUGAUACAACCAUGAGCCCUAUACUAACAUUUACUGUUCUCUUUUUAAAUGUUUUUAUGUGUGAUUUGUAUUGUAUUAUAUUAUCUUAUUGACUUUGUAGUGUUAAACCUUGCUAUGGUAGGUCAGUUUUGUUGACAGAUGUUGCUAUCAGUGUCAUUAUGUUAUAAUUUGUUUAACAACAUUGGGAUUUGAUGUGCAACUAGACAAUGUUAAUUUACUUUAAUGCAUGUAAUUUACGGGUAGAUGAGAGGAGAAAGAGUCUGUGUUUAAAACUGUAACACCAGUGGCUAUGCAUAGGUUUAGUUUCAACGCAAUUAUGAGAGUGUGUUACUGAGCAUUUAACUCAAGUGACUCAAGCAGUGAUGAAGAAAUCUGACUGGAAAGAGGUAACAAAAACCAUAGAAUGAAUGACUUACUCACCAUUCUAAUAGGUGUUUUUUUUCUUUAUACCCAAAACGGAGAUUUCAAGAUGGAGGCAGCAGGUAGAUUAAUGUAGCUUUUAAUCAACACGUCUCACGCAUCAGAGAAGACACGAGUUGUUCCAUUUACUGUGACACUGUCCAACUCUCCAGGUCUGAGUAGCAGAACAAACUAUAUUUAACGAUACAAAAUGCAGCUCAUAGUGUUGUGCAGCAUAAGAUUUCAUGACGCAUCAAGACGCGGUUCAUUGCACGACAAUCUGUUUUUCCUGUCUGUGAUCUCUGGUAGUACGUUUUCCUUUUAACCACAACAUUAGUGUUUGCUUCAGUUGUGGGUUCGUCAUCACAGUGGCUAUCUCACAUGAAAGUGCAAUCAGAUGAUAGUGCAACGCACUACAUGAGGGGAUGUACUUAAAAGGAUAUAUUUGUAUUGGAGUACAUUAUACAUGCAUUUAUGAAAUUCACUAAUACUAAUGUAUCUGAUAUGCAUUUUAUACACGGUUGAAAUGAGAAGGUUGAAAAACCCUCAAAAGUGGGUAGAGCCAAUUAAAUAGGCAAAUUAAUCUCAUGUAAACUCUUAAGGGCAAAUGCUGUAUACCACUGUGAAGUUGUGAUGCUAUAUAGAUGUUGCCAUUCCAAUUAUAGAUGAGGAAAAUAUGGAACACAUUAGGGACAGUUUAUUUAAUCUUAAAUCAUAAAAAGUAUUUGUGUAUAACGAUGCACUACUUAAGUGUGGCUCUGACAGUAAGGAUGUUUAUUUUUUCAGUGUGCUUGUGUGUGUCUCAGUGUGGUUAAACUCCAUUGGUUUCCAGAUGUAGAAAGUCGUUGCUGAAAUGAAACUGAUGAGUUUGGUGCAUGUACUGUAUGUGUACACUCUGUGUUGUUGCCAUGGUAAUGUGGCAAUAGGUAAAAGUUUCAAAAUUUCAGAUUUCAACAACUACCAACCUGUAAGUGGUCUUUGGGCACAGUGAUUUUGUGUAAAUUUCCACAUGAAAGGAUUAUAUUCUUCAAAUUGAUACACACAAGUGUUAAGAAACUCUGAUGGCAAUGAUCAGAGCUACCUAUACUUUGGCAGAACAUGCAUAACUGUGAAGGAGAACAUGCUCAAUUAAUGCUAGACAUUGUAAAUACUAUAAUACUGACUACAGAACCUAAUGAGCAGAGGUAUUUUAUUGCAUCUUGUUCCAGUAGUAUUUGAUGCUGACAGUGUUCAUGACUGUUGCAUACACAAGCAUUGAGUGUACUCCGUAAAUAUGCAAAAAAGCAUUUGAGUGAGAAGCAAAAAAAUAAAAUAAAAAAAUUAAUGUAGCAGCCAGGUGAUGUCACAUUAAAACUGAAAAGUGACAACUUAUAUUCAAUUUACAGACAUUUUGGAAGCCAAUAGAGUGGAAAAAUCCAGUAGAUAAAAUAUAGCUCAAACAUAGUUGAAAUGUUCGUAUGUAUAGGAUAUAGGUGUGGAUAUUUUAGCCAAAUAUGAAAUAGGAACUAGACAGGCUAAUCAGAACUGAAUAUAAGAAUAUAUCUGCCUCAAAUCACACUAAACAUGCCAGCUAUCCAAAAUGUGAGUAUUGUGGUAACACUUCACAUUACUAAUAUUAGUAAGUGCAUUAAUUAACACGAGCAAACUGUUAACCUCGAUGUAAAGAGACCAUAUUUGAUGCUAAAUGCAGAAUUUCAUUGUUGUUUCUGCUAACAAAUGCAUUACACUUUACUUCCUGGAACAAGCCUGGAACAUCAAGUAAUAUUUUAUUUGCUAUGGUUAAUGCUUUAUUCAUGUUAACUACUGCAUUUAGUUCAUGUUAGUCAAGGGGUCCUUAAUGUAAAGUGUUACAGUAUUGUAACCUGCCCAGUGAUCUAUAGAUGUAGAUUAAUUACUUCAGAGAAUAAUAGCCUACAUAGCAUGUUUUACUGUGUUGCCUAAACUCCUGUCAGGUAUUUUUGUAUCAAAGUUUGUCCAGAGUAUUUAUUGUAGGAGUUUACUUUAAAAACCAUGCCAUGUCAGUUUAAAUUAAUAUUUUACAUGUUCCCUUCAAUUUCUAUCCAGUAUAUGGAACACCGACUCGCUUUCACCCUCAGGAGCUGUCUGAAGCAACUGAGGUACAUGUGAAUGCUCUCUUGUAGUUGUCUCAGAUCUUGUCAAACCAAAAAGAUUUUUCGCCCUGGCAUCUCUCUAAUGUCUCUACAGCUGGUUUGUCAUGCAACAUUACUUUUCUUAGGCAGGCAAAGAGCACAUUCAAUGUCUGCCUUUUAAAACAAGGUCCUUUACAGAAACCGAAGUCCUUGGACCUUAACUGUCUUAAUCAGAAAUGAAAACUUAAAGGGACACCAGGCAAGCCUGAUGCUUUUUCUCUAUGAAACUUCCCCUCGGUCUGAAGCUCUU
Molecule: messenger RNA, 5391 nt
Organism: Alosa sapidissima (American shad)
Lineage: Eukaryota; Metazoa; Chordata; Actinopteri; Clupeiformes; Clupeidae
Product: gamma-aminobutyric acid receptor subunit alpha-3-like
Exons: 10
Coding region: 298-1713 (471 amino acids)
Biological process (GO): regulation of postsynaptic membrane potential; synaptic transmission, GABAergic; nervous system process
Cellular component (GO): postsynapse; GABA-A receptor complex; dendrite membrane
Molecular function (GO): benzodiazepine receptor activity; inhibitory extracellular ligand-gated monoatomic ion channel activity; GABA-A receptor activity
Source: RefSeq, a predicted model, not a curated record